CCGCCUGAGUCGCCAACGUCUGCUUGUGGAAGGGAGCUGUUCACUCGCUCUUUCCAUCAUUAUUCUCGCACCUGUAACCUCAGCCUUCUUACGUAUGGAAUUUGACGAUGACUUUUACCUCGAGGAAGACAAGCUGUGACUAGGUUGUGAAGCAUCAUCAAUAAACCUACAAUGUGGGCGGGCCUACCUGGAGUUUAUGAGUAUUCCAUGCUACCCAUUCAUGAUCCUGACGAAUAUACAGCAGAUGAUAUGGAUUAUUACUCCAUAUUUGAAGAUCGCAUGGGUAUGACAGUCACCUCAGGCAGUGUCAACCUUGAGAAAGAUGACAGUAACCUCAUCGGCAUUAGUAUUGGGGGCGGAGCUAAAUACUGUCCGUGUCUCUAUGUUGUACAGGUCUUUGACAACACUGCAGCAUCUCGGGAUGGCACCCUGCAGAGUGGAGAUGAGAUCACCGGGGUGAAUGGAGUGAAUGUGAAGGGGAAGUCCAAGCAAGAGGUUGCACAGCUCAUACAGCGGUCAGAGGGUACUGUUACUAUCCAGUACAACAAAUUACAUGCCGACCCAAAACAAGGGAAAACGUUGGACAUUGCCAUGAAAAAAGUAAAACACAGACUGGUAGAGAACAUGUCUUCUUCAACGGCAGACGCCCUUGGUUUGUCCCGGGCUAUAUUGUGCAACGAUUCUCUUGUGAAGAAGCUGGAUGACCUUCAGAGAACAGAAGACAUGUACAGGUCAUUGAUGGAUCACACCAAGAGAUUACUGAAGGCAUUCUUUGACCUCUGCAUUGUUUAUAAAAGAUUUGGUGACAUCUUCUGUGAAAUUGGUGUACGUGAACUCCAGCAGUCGGCAAAUGAGGCUUUCAAUCAGUUUGGGGAAGCACACCGUCAAAUGGAAAAGUUUGGGAUCCAGAUGCUGAAGAGACUAAAACCAAUCUUGAGCGACCUGGGUACAUAUCUGCACAAGGCCAUUCCCGACACAAGGUUGACAAUCAGACGAUAUGCCGACACGAAAUUUGAAUACCUCAGUUAUUGCCUUAAGGUGAAGGAAAUGGAUGAUGAAGAGAUGCAGUUUGCUCAGUUGCAAGAGCCUUUGUAUAGGGUGGAAACUGGAAAUUAUGAGUAUCGACUGAUUCUACGUUGCCGCCAAGAUGCCAGGGCCAAAUUUGCCAAACUGAGAUCUGACGUUCUUGUCAAGUUAGAAUUGCUGGAUUCAAAACAUGUCCAACACCUUACUGAACAACUUACUAGACUCAUAUCUGGUCUGGCUACAUACCACAGCCAGUGUCAGGAGCUUAUGCAUGACAAACACUGGUUCCCAAUUGAACUGGACAUGGUUGGGACUACUCUCCAGUCAGAUAAUCGCAGUGACAGCAUACAGAGUGAAGAGGAUGAUGAAGAAUUGCUGGAUACUGAAGGUGCAACAGAAGCAACAGAGGCAGAGCUUGUCCAGCCACUGGCAGACAUCACCCUGAAUGACAGUAAGCCACAGCAGGAGACAAAGACAGGAAAUUUUGAAGACAUUAACCUCUUGGGAGACUUUUAAGUGAAGGACAGUCCUUUUUUUAUAAUUUGGAAUGAUAUUUAUAUUCAAAGGAUCACAGCAUUAUAUGGUUUAAGUUCUUUUUGUUUUCUCUUACUUCACAUUGUGCAAUAACAAGUUUUUUUGUUUUUUUUUGUUUUGGUUUUGGUUUAAAGGAAGUUUCCCUGUGUAUUUUGUUACGCAAUUUCUUAGGAAUGAAAAGUGUUCAACUUGAUAUGGUAGAAUUAUUUUUAAAAAAUCUCAAGAUUAUCAUAGAUUUGUUUGCCUAUUUACAGUAUUAUGGACCGCAAAUAACCCAUUCCAUCCUUUUACACAAAUCAAUGUGUAGUGUGGAGAAUCUAUCCUUUAAUGCACAUUGGAAAAUGGUAAUAAUAGAAAAUAAGUAUUUUAUGCCUCUACUCUAUAUUUGUAUAUUCUAGUCAGCUUUACAUAAAAGAACAAAUAAAAUGGAUGACAAAAGGUUAUGGUUCAGGAAGCAAGCAGUAAUUUUUAUUGAAGUUUAGAGAACAAACAUCAAAUAUAAUGUUAAGGGAAAAGCUAUGGAAUGAUGUAUACAGUGUGAGAUAGUUUUGUAAUUUCCUCUUUUCUUUUUGUCAAAUUUAAAGUGCUUAUGCUAUUUUGAAGUGCGUUGAUGCUUUCCAGUGUGUUCAUAGAUAUGUACUCUAAUGUUAGACUUGUUUGAAAAAUCUUGAAAUGAUUUUGUCCCAUGAAUUAAUAAAGUUGAUGUCAAACCAGGAAAGUCAAUAAAAAGCAAGUUAUUAA
Messenger RNA from Penaeus indicus, 2301 nucleotides. RefSeq names its product PRKCA-binding protein-like (gene PICK1). Gene Ontology annotation, biological process: regulation of Arp2/3 complex-mediated actin nucleation; intracellular protein transport; receptor clustering. Lineage: Eukaryota; Metazoa; Arthropoda; Malacostraca; Decapoda; Penaeidae. Gene Ontology annotation, cellular component: postsynaptic density; postsynaptic early endosome; neuron projection. Bases 172 to 1542 code for a protein of 456 amino acids. Gene Ontology annotation, molecular function: phospholipid binding; protein domain specific binding; protein kinase C binding. The transcript is spliced from 9 exons. The record is from RefSeq and is a predicted model, not a curated record.